CCCUCCACCCACCUACUUCUUUUCUUUGUGAAUGUGCAGCCCUUGCCUGCUCAAGCUGCCUGCUCUGGUCGAACCUCUAACAGGCUUGCUUCUUCCCACAUUUUGUAGCCAUGUAUUUAGGGAAGUUAGUCCAUGGCUCCGAGUCUCAGUUCUGUGAGGAUUACGUAUGAUCAAUGGGAUAUUGUUUUGCAAUAUUCCCAGUGGCACACUUUUUUUUCUUCUGCUAAGCUAUACCCUGGAGGAGCAGUCUUUUCCUCAGAGACAGGUUUAUAGUGGAUGAGAAAGGAAGUUUUGAGUUUCAAAAUCCAAGACUCUGGGGGGACGGGGCAAGAAAAACCCAGGAGCAAUCUCUUAGGGGGCCCACUGAUAUGUAUGAAGGCUCCCCACUCCCAGGCAGAGUGGUCCCCUGCCGAGCCAGAACUACUGGAAGUGUGGGCAUUCAAAGUGCUGAGAGAAUGAACGGUUGAGUCCAGAUGACCCUAUAGCUGCCCUAUGGCGGUCUGCAGUGGCCUCCUGGGGUGGCUAAGGAGAGGAUGCUGAGUGGGGAAGCAGGCAGGUCUGCUGAUGAUUAUCAAAGACCAAGUGUUGAUGUGUCCCUGAUGUGAAUGGGUGAAGAGGUAAGAACAGGGAUCAGGGGCUCCCCACACCAAUGCCUUGGUGCUGAAUACUCCCACCCUCCAUGCCCACUUAGCCUCAGCAGAAAAAGAGGGGGAAUUCUGAGCUGGGUAGCACAUCCAUUUCACACAUCCAUUUCUAUCCCUUGCAGAAUGGCACCUGGGAGAUGGGGUCGUUUGUAGACGCACUCCUGUCCUUCACAAGGAGAGCCCUGGAAGCUUCCUCAAAUGACCUUGAGCACCCCAUCUUCUAUGCCCCUGAAAAUAUCACCGACUAGUGGCCUUGCUGAGAAGAGCCCUGUGGCCACUGGGUGGCUUCUCCAGACCUCUCUUCCUGCUCCUGUCCCCAUGCAGCUGGGCUUAUUCCUGCACUCUUUUGUGCUACUGACUCUGGCUACUGCCAUUUGUAACCUAAAUAACUGCCGCGUAAUGUAAUGAAAUGCAAGCAUGCAAAAACCAGAGAGAGCUGUGGUUUCUAUGGUAAUUAAACUGAGUGUUUCCUUAAGGGCACACUGUUGAAAGAAAAGAAAACUGGCUGUCACAGUGGGGGUGUGUAUAAGGCAGCUGCAAAAGUUUGGAGAGAUGGUAGGUGUCUAGAAUGUUCUGUGCUUAAAGCACUUCGAAGCCUUUCCAGGUUCUUCCUCCAUCAGAAUGAAGCGGGUAUUGCCGAGCACAAAGUCCCGUAAAGGUGGUCUGUGUAAGUCAGAAGGGAGAAGGGUUUCCCACUCUGCAUGGGAAGGAAAUCUUACUUGAACAUAAAAUAUUGGCAAAAUAGAGAUGCAUUCAUGCCAGAAGAUACGUAUGUAGGGCUGAAGAGAUGGCUUACUGGCAGCAGAGGGCGUGGGUUCAGUUGCAGCACCCACAUUUUGGCUUACAACUGCCUUUAACUCCAGUUCCGGGAGGAUCUGCCUCUUUUCUAGUCUCUGUGGGCACCAGGCAGGGAAGUGGUGCACAUACAGACAUGCAGGCAGAACACUCAUACACAAUAAGAAAUAGAAAUAAAAUCUUAAAAGCACUAAAAUGAUCUUAUUCUAAAAAAAAUACACGUGCAUACAUGUAUAUGUGGAUGUACAAUAUUCAUGCACAAGGUGAUGGUGGGUAUUGAUAUCUGGGCCCGGUACAUGGUAGGCAAGCACUUUAUCAUUGAGCUACAAACCUAGAGAAUAUACCACGCCCCCACCCCAUCUCCAGUUCCACCAAUGAGACGCAUCCUAUCUGUUAAGGCCCUUCACCGGUACUUGGCAUGUCUCACUUAAUGGCAACUUAUUUUUCAUUAAAGAAAUCUGGGACUUUGGUGUGCCUUAGGUGUGCCCGAGGGGUAACACCAAGAGAGUCCUUUAAAAUGUCCCAGAUAGCCCGCCCGCAGCAAUCUGACAACCCACGCGGAUUACCCUGGGCCACCAGGGGUCAGAGCUGGGCAGUCUCGCCAUUGCCGCGAUCUUCCCGGCAGGGGGCGCUGUCCGGCCGCAGUGGCCGCGCGGGCCGCGUUCUGAUUGGCUGGAGGCGGCGGCCCUCGUCCACGGCCGCACGACCUGGCCGCUAAGUGGCGAAGCUCGCCAGUCGGAGCGCCAGUCUGAGGGCCUCCGAGGUAGCGGCAAGGCGGGCGCGGCGCGGCGGGGCGGAGGGGACAAGAUCAGGGCAGGAGGCAAGCGGUAAAUCGAAAGAGCCCCGCACAUCCAGCAAAAUGCUGUCCUGGCGGCUGCAGACGGGCUCGGAAAAGGCCGAGCUCCAGGAGCUCAAUGCUCGGCUUUAUGACUACGUGUGUCGGGUGCGGGAGCUGGAGCGCGAGAACCUGCUGCUGGAGGAGGAGCUGCGCAGCCGGUUGAGCCGGGAGGACCUCUGGAUCGAGGACCAGGCGCGCUUCGCCGAGGAGGCGCGCAGCCUGCGGCAGCAGCUGGACGAACUGAGCUGGUCCACAGCGCUGGCCGAGGGCGAGCGCGACGCGCUGCGGAGGGAGCUCCGGGAACUGCAGCGGGAGGGCGCCGAAGCCAGCUCUGCCCGCAGCCGCCUGGACGCCGAGCUGGGCGCGCUGCGGCGGGAGCUGGAGGAGGCGCUGGGAGCCCGCGCCGCCCUCGAAGCGCUGCUGGGCCAGCUAGAGGCCGAGCGCCGCGACCUGGACGCGGCCCACGAGCGCCAAGUGCGGGAGCUCCGCGCCCGCGCCGCCAGCCUCACCAUGCACUUCCGAGCCCGCGUCCCCGGCCCCGCCGCGCCCCCGCCGCGCCUGCGGGACGUGCACGACAGCUACGCGCUCCUGGUGGCCGAGUCGUGGCGGGAGAGCGUGCAGCUGUACGAGGACGAGGUGCGCGAGCUGGAGCAGGCGCUGCUCCGCGGCCAGGAGAGCCGGCGCCAGGCGGAGGACGAGGCGCGGCUGUGCGCGCAGGAGGCGGACGCGCUGCGGAACCAGGCGCUGGAGUUGGAGCAGCUGCGCGCGCGGCUGGAGGAUGAGCUGCUGCGGAUGCAGGAGGAGUACGGGAUACAGGCCGAGGAGCGGCAGAGAGUGAUUGACAGCCUGGAGGACGAAAAGGAAGCCCUCACCUUGGCCAUGGCUGACCGGCUGCGGGAGUACCAGGAGCUUGUGCAGGUGAAGACUGGCCUCAGCUUGGAGGUGGCCACCUACAGGGCCUUGUUGGAAGGAGAAAGCAAUCCGGAGAUACUGAUCUGGGCUAAGAACAUUGAAAACAUGCCACAAGAGUCCAGAAGCACAUCCUAUCGCUAUACCAGCUCAGUGUUACAGAGGAAAAAUGAGAAAAAUCUAUUUCCAAGGCAAAAAACACCUUGGGCAGCUGUAAAUCACAGCUCUGCUCUGUAUUCUAACAGGCCAGGGCACCUUGACUCAGAGACAACCACAACUGUUGGGAGCACUACCAGAAGGGGGUUCCUGACCUCCGGGUAUUCCUCCUCAGCUACAACCCUGCAGCAAAAAUCCCUUGAGAAAACUGUCAACAGUCAAGCCAGUCCCCGACCUGGCGCCCCAACUCAUGGCCAUCUGAGAAACACUGAUGCUCAAGUGAAAACAUUCCCUGAUCGAUCCAAAGUUGAAGGCACCAGGGACACCCCCAUACGACUGGCCACCGAGUCCAUUAUCUCCAGAGAGUCACACAAAGAUCACCGGGACAACGUGGCGGCAGGUGCCGGGAACAGCGCUCGGUCAAAUGAGAGAACUGUCAUUUUGGGAAAGAAACUAGAAGUGAAAGCCUCCAGGGAACAAGAAAGGGACAGAUCAGGGGUCAUCAAACUAAAGCCAGAAGAGAAAAGGUUUGAUUCUAAAGAGAAGGGUUCAGAAGAAAGAAACCUGAGGUGGGAAGAACUGACCAAGUUAGACAGAGACGCGAGAACGAGAGAAAGCCAGCAGAGGAGGGACGAGCUCAAAGAGAAGAGAUCACUUCAGGAGGGAGGUGUGAAGGAAAGGGAAGUACCCAUCCAUCUAGAAGCAUCCCGGGGCAGCAGCCCAGAAGUGUCCACAAAAGGCUUGCAGUCACCCGGGAGGAAGGACGCUGGCAACGGUAAGGGAAGAGGGGCGGAAACCAAAGAGGCCAUGUUCUGGUUGGACACCCGGGACGCCGCCAGCUCCCCGCCAAGUGAUUCUGUGACAGAGACCGUAGCAGAAAACAUCGUCACCACCAUCCUCAAGCAGUUCACGCAGUCCCCAGAGGCGGAAGAGAAUGCCAGUUCUUUCCCAGACACAAAGGUCACUUACGUGGACAGGCAAGAACUCCCUGGCAGUAGGAAAACCAAGACAGAAAUUGUUGUGGAGUCUAAGCUGACAGAAGACGUUGAUGUGUCUGACAAAGCUGGCCUGGAAUACCUUUUAAGCAAGGAGGUCAAGGAAGUGAGGCUGAAAGGAGAGUCAGCUGAGAAGAUGAUUGGAGAGAUGAUCAACGUUGGUCUGAAAGGAAGGGAGGGGAGAGCCAAAGUCGUAAACGUGGAGAUUGUGGAGGAGCCCGUGAGCUACACAGGUGGUGGGAAAACGGAGUUUUCUACCCCCUUCCAAGUGGAAGAAGCCGAUGAUGUGUCUCCCGGCCCCAAGGGGUUUGUCGAGGAAGAGGAUGGUGAUGGAGAGACCCAUGUGCAGUUCUCAAUGCAUCAACAUCAAAGGACCAAGCAGCCCCAGGGGAGCAUCCCUCACGUGGAAGAAGUGACGGAGGCAGGUGGUGACUCAGAGGGAGAGCAGAGUUACUUUGUGUCUACCCCAGAUGAAUACCCCGGGGGGCAUGACAGAGAAGAUGAUGGAUCAGUGUAUGGACAAAUCCACAUAGAGGAAGAGUCCACCAUCCGGUACUCAUGGCAAGAUGAAAUUGUGCAGGGCACUUGGAGAAGGAAAAGGAGAGAUGACAUGGGGGAAGAGAAGCAUGUGAAGGUCCUGGAGAUUCCAGCGCCUUCCCUGGGGGGUGCCGUUGGUUCUGCUCACUUAAAGGAAGAAGCUAGUGGUGAACUGCAUGCAGAACCCACAGUCAUUGAGAAAGAAAUCAAAAUACCGCAUGAGUUCCAUACCUCCAUCAAGGGGGUCUUCUCCAAUGAGCCCCGGCACCAGCUGGUGGAGGUCAUCGGGCAGCUGGAGGAAACCUUGCCGGAGCGCAUGAAGGAGGAGCUGUCUGCUCUGACCAGACAGGAUCAAGGAGAGCCGGGGAGUGUCUCAGUGGAUGUAAAGAAGGUCGAGAGCUCUGCUCCUGGUUCUGUGACCUUGAUGGCUGAAGUCAACCUCUCGCAGACGGUGGAUGCUGACCAGUUAGACCUGGAGGAGUUGAGCAGGGAUGAAGCUGGAGAAAUAGAGAGGGCUGUGGAGUCUGUGGUAAGAGAGAGCUUGACCAAGCGCUCCAGCCCAAUGCCUAGAAGCCCAGACAGGGAAGAUGGAGAGGAGGUGCCUGCUGGGGGCAUUCUCUUCAAGCGCUGGGCCACCAGGGAACUGUAUAGCCCAUCUGUUGAGAGGGAUGAUGCUGGCUGGACCCCUUCCAGCUCAGAUCAGCGUGUAACCCAGGGCCCAGUGUCGGCCACCGUUGAAGUCACCAGCCCAACGGGCUUUGUGCAGUCUCACACGCUGGAGGAUAUAAGCCAGUCUGUGAGGCAUGUUAGACUAGGCCCCACUGAAAUGUGGAGAACUGAGCAGGUGUCCUACGGAGGACCCACCGCACAGGUGGUGGAGGUAAGUGAGGACCUCAGUGAGGCAGUCAGCUCUGAGGGAGCCAGCCGCUCUGUGAGGCACAUUACACUGGGUCCCCGUCAAAGUCGCGUGUCCACAGAAGUCACCUUCCGAGGCUCUGUGCCUACCUGGCGGGAAGCAGGAGACACAGAAGAGCCUCACCCAGCAGCACUGGCUGUAGAAGCAGACAUAUCCAGGAACCACAGAAUGUCUGGCUCUGAGCAGUUUCAUGCUGAAAAGGAAAUUCGUUUUCUGGGUCCUAUUUCUGGGGCAGCCCAGGCUGGUAGUAAUUUUGCAACGGAGGAGUCAGUGGGUACCCAGACUUUUGUUAGGCAUCUCCAGUUAGGCCCCAAAGAAGGGUUCAGGGAGGAAAUCCAGUUCAUAGCUCCCAUCCCAGACAAAGUGGAGUGGGGAGGAGAAGAGGGUUCUGAGCACACCAGAGUGUCUCUAGGGAGGAGUACAUCCAUCCAACACGUUGACAUUGGGCCUCAGAGGCACCAAACCUCCAAGCUGAUAGCUCCACAGACCUUGGAAUUUAGGAACUCAGAAGGCACGGUUCUUGUGGAGGGCUCAGCAGGGAUGACCCAGGCCACUCACAGUUUCACCUCAGGUAGAGAAAUCCUGAGGAGCAAAGAGAACACAUUCCAGAGGGUCGUUUCUGAGUCCCUUCCGGACAGUGUGGGGGACACAGGAGCAGAGGUGACAGCAGGCACCAGCAGGUCCUUUAGGCACAUUCAGAUAGGCCCUACAGAGAAGGGCCCCUCUGAACACAUUGUCAUCCAUGGACCCAUGUCUAAAACAUUUGUACUCGAUGGUUCAGUGGCGUCCCCUGAGCUCGGUGGGCAAGCAGGGGACAGCAGCACACUAAGCCACAUUGCACCAGGGCCCAAAGAAACUUCAUUUACUUUUCAGAUGGAUGUGAGUAACACAAGGGCGAUCCGCAGCUGGACCCGAGACGCAGGGUCAGAAGUGGAAGCUCACAGUGUGUCUGACCGUGGUGGCUGGAGAAUCGCCCACAGUAGGACUGAGCAGGUCACCAGCAUGAGCUCUCAGGCCUCCGCUGGGGAUGGACACCAGACCCGCGGAGAGAAAGGCGAGGAGCAGGCUGGAUUUGACAAGACCGUGCAGCCGCAGAGAAUGGUAGACCAAAGGUCAGUGGCCUCAGAUGAGAAGAAAGUCGCCCUUGUCUAUCUAGACAACGAGGAGGAGGAAGAGGGCGAUGGAUGGUUUUGAUAAGCGGAACGAUCUUGUCUUAAAUGGCGCUUUGGAAACAUACCACUACACACAGCCUUUAACACACCAAUAUACAAAGCCUUUACUAAUUGUGUGGGGGAGGGGGAGGCUGGUUAUCAAUACCUUUAUUUAGAGAACCUGAGGCGGAGUCAGGUUGCUUUAGAAUUCAUCUGUAAAGGUUUGAGAGCAACUCUGGCCUCUUAAGGCUUUCAGAUUUUACGUUUGAGCUGAGACUUUUGCAGACACUUUUCAUCUUUUUAGUCUUAAAAAGCUCCUUUCUCUAAAGCUUUCUUUCCACAUAUGGAGAGAGUUUGUAGAGUUUUGCAUCAGGUCACAGGCGUGACUUACUGCUGUUCUACUGUUUAUCUGUAAGCAAGACACUUUAACAUUAACAUUAACCAGAUUAAAAUAAUAUACUUAAGGGUAGGCUUUAUUUGCAUGUGCUAAUAUCCAACGGUAGACUAACACUGGGAAGGAAAAUACAUAGAGUUUUUCCCCUUCCUAAGUCUUUUCAAAAAGAAAUUAUAGAAGGGCUGGAGAGAUGGCUCAAUGGUUAAGAGCUUGUACUGCUCUUGCAGAGGACCUGAGUUCAGUUCCCAGCACCCAUAUCAGGGGGCUUACAACCGCCUGUAACUCCUGCUCCAGAGGAUCCGAUGUCCUUUCUGGCCUCUGUAGGCACCUGCACUCAUGUGCACAUACCUACACACACACACACACACACACACACACACACACACACACACACACACACACACACA
Peromyscus californicus insignis is the source of this 7742-nucleotide messenger RNA. It is a transcript of the gene Synm, whose product is annotated as synemin. The transcript is spliced from 4 exons. Gene Ontology annotation, molecular function: structural constituent of cytoskeleton; vinculin binding; structural constituent of muscle. Gene Ontology annotation, cellular component: intermediate filament; costamere; sarcolemma. Gene Ontology annotation, biological process: fast-twitch skeletal muscle fiber contraction; intermediate filament cytoskeleton organization. NCBI's taxonomy places the organism in Eukaryota, Metazoa, Chordata, Mammalia, Rodentia, Cricetidae. The record is from RefSeq and is a predicted model, not a curated record. Bases 2299 to 6984 code for a protein of 1561 amino acids.